AUGAACGAUGGUAUGUCGCAGGAUCCAUGGGAUAAGGUUCUAAGUGCGAGUGAAUUGCUUCGUUCAACUGGUGCCGAGCGUUUCGGUGUUGCUCUUGGAGAUAAGGUUGACCUCCGUGAACUGAAGCAUUAUAUAGGUGAUGAGAAGCGAAUCUAUCGAGAUGGAUCUACGGAAAGGUUAGCGAGGAUUUCAUUGUUUCGAGCUUCAACCUACGCCAUUCUCAUAUUGAAACAGGAAUCGUAUUGA
Molecule: messenger RNA, 246 nt
Organism: Anisakis simplex (herring worm)
Lineage: Eukaryota; Metazoa; Nematoda; Chromadorea; Rhabditida; Anisakidae
Source: the annotation of a GenBank genome assembly